CCAGUGUGAGAGGGCUAGAAGGUGGCGGAACUGAUCUGAUGAGCAGUAGCGUCCUUGCCUUUAUUCUGGAGGUAUGCAUGGGCAUUGGCAUGGUGAGACAGGUGGAGAGAAGGUCUGCUUUUCGCAGAGCCAUGGUGCGCGUUUUCAGAGCCGAGCUUGCUGACAUCUUCGUUCUCGACCGCUUUCUCCGUGCCGCUGCCUGAAAUUGCGUGUCAUGUCUUUUCAGCAUACUGUAGUUGCUUCAGGGCAAAGCGCGGUGUGCGGAGAGCCGGAGUGAGAGGCGGGAGCCAAUCAGAGAACACAGGCUCUGUGUUGAGAACUUGAGCUGCACUGCGUGAACGAGAAGAGAGUAGCGGUAAUAUCGUCUGCAUGCAGUCCUGCGUCUGCCUCUUUCCAGGAUCGUCAUAGAUCCAGGGAGCGAAGUCCUUCGAGCUGACUGCUCCGUCCCUGUGUCCGCACGUAUUCUGUGCCCCUUGUUGUGUCUCUGAACCCCUAGUGUACUUUGGCUUGACACCCGACAUUCCAUUUCAGACACAUUUUGCUUCAUUGUAUUCGAGAACCUCGUCAACGAUGCCGGUGCACACGUCUCCCUCUUCGUCCUGUUGAUCGUUCUGGUCAUGUGACACCAGCUCAUUUGACGAAUAUGUGUCUUGCACCGCCCUUACAUUCCUGAACCUUUCCAGAUUGCUGGAGAGUUUCUUGUCUUGUGUCCAUGAACGUGAGCUUUUCUUCGUAGACUUACUCUCGUGGUAUACUGUCAAAGGAGUUGGCCGCCACUUUGCAUACCUCUCAUUGCAUUUGCUCCUUUCAAUCUUCGGGUGUCAAUCUGCAAGAUGGAGACCUUUCUAGCGCUUGUCGGUUAAGCUUCAGCACUGCAAGCCUCCAACAGCUCCUUGACAGUAUGACAAACUGCAAGCAAACAGAGAUUCUGAUUUAAAAUACGGCAUUCUGCGUGCCUUCCUGUAAACGUUCCAUGUGUUUUUCUCCUCAUAGUAAACCUGUGUCACAGAAAUGGCCGAGAUAAUUUGUUUGUCUCAGUGAUGCUCUUUACGAAGAAAUCUUCAGGCAAUUUUGCUCUCUUGCUGAGCAUACAGGUUCUGCUUCCAUUGGUAAUGCACUGCAUUCCAAUGAAGCUGGGCCUCUUUCUCUUUCGCUGCUGAGCACUUCUGGGUUCUUCAAAUAUUCAGUCCAGCCGCCAAAAUUUUUCUAAGUCGGGAAUGCAAUUUGGAGCUGGCCUGAAGGACGGACAAAUGAGCAGGUACAGCGAAAACCAUGAUAGCCGUGGCGAGAGGCCUCGAAAAGAGCCCUCUGACAAUGGAGGCUCUUUCCUUGGUAUGGGACAACAGGUAUAUCCAGGGCAUCCGAAUUCCCAACAGCCUCCUAAGUUCGACGAGGCGAUAGAGAUGGUCAGAUCGCAGCAGGAAAAAGACGUGGAUCGCGGUGUUGACAGUGCCGAGAACAAUGAAGCUGAGAAGAAGAAGAAAGAAAAGAAGCCGAGCGUGUCGUACUACAAGCUUUAUUCUUUCUCUGAUCCUUUUGACUGGCUGCUAAUUUUUUUGGGUACGGGCGGAGCCUGCGCGCAUGGAGCCGCAAUUCCCGUUUUCUUCAUAUUUUUCGGUAAACUUAUCGAUGCAUUUGGAGUUAACUACAAUCGCCCAGACCUCAUGGCAGAGGAAGUGAGAAAGUAUUCCCUGUACUUCGUCAUACUUGGAGGCGUUGUCAUGAUUGCCGCUUGGCUCGAGGUCGCCUGCUGGAUGUGGACAGGUGAAAGACAGUCCGCUAAAAUGAGGGCAAAGUAUCUGAAGGCAAUGCUUAGUCAGGACGUGGGUUUUUUCGAUACAGAUAUCACCACCGGUGAAAUUGUUAGCAGAAUCUCGAGUGAUACCAUUCUGGUUCAGGAAGCCAUCAGUGAAAAGGCUGGAAACUACGUACACUACAUGGCUAGGUUUGUCGCAGGAUUUGCAGUGGGAUUCACCUCUGUGUGGCAGCUCACACUGGUCACACUAGCAGUUGUACCUCUCAUUGCCGUGGCAGGAGGAGCCUAUGCUGUGACAAUGAUCGGACUAACCAGCAAAAGUCAAAAGGCCUACGCUAAAGCUGGAGAAAUAGCAGAGCAGGCCAUCGCCCAGAUUCGGACCGUGUACGCAUUUGUAGGAGAGGCGAGGUCGGUCGAAUCUUACUCAGAAGCACUUAAAACCACCUUGAAACUUGGGAGAAAGGGAGGGAUGGCUAAGGGUCUGGGAGUUGGGUUCACCUAUGGAUUACUAUUUGGAGCCUGGGCUCUUCUCCUGUGGUAUGCAAGUUUACUCGUUAUGGAUGGGAAAACCAACGGGGGCCAAGCAUUUACAACCAUUCUCAACGUCAUUAUCAGCGGGAUUGCACUUGGCCAGGCUGCGCCUAAUCUUACGACGUUUGGAAAGGGAAAGGCUGCGGGCUACAAUAUUUUGGAGAUGAUCAAGAGGAAGCCCGCAGUAAAUGCCAACUUUUUGGACGGACGAACGUUACCACAUGUCGAAGGACAAAUAGAACUGCGGGAUAUUACGUUCAGCUAUCCUUCACGUCCUGAUCAGAUGAUCUUUCAGAAUUUUAAUCUCACUAUCCCUGCAGGAGCCACUGUAGCGAUUGUGGGUAGCAGUGGGUCUGGGAAGAGCACAGUCAUAGCUCUAAUUGAGAGGUUCUACGACCCCAUAUCUGGUAGUAUAUUUCUCGACGGUGCCGACAUCCAGUCCUUACAACUGAAAUGGUUAAGAGAUCAGCUUGGACUCGUGAACCAAGAACCCGCGUUAUUUGCGACAACCAUUCUAAAUAACAUUUUAUAUGGGAAAGACGGUGCAACCAUGCAAGAGGUCGAAGAUGCGGCCAAAGCUGCCAAUGCUCACUCUUUCAUCAUGACUUUACCGGAAACUUAUGACACCCAGGUUGGUGAAAGAGGAGUCCAAAUGUCUGGGGGACAAAAGCAGCGUAUAGCUAUUGCCAGAGCGAUGUUGAAGCAUCCCUCUAUUUUGCUUCUAGAUGAAGCAACAAGUGCACUAGAUGCAGCAUCGGAAGGUGUGGUUCAGGAAGCCUUGGACUCUCUUAUGGUCGGCAGAACUACCAUCAUUGUGGCGCACCGCUUGUCCACCAUCCGCAAUGCAGACAUGAUUGCUGUGGUCAGGGAGGGCAAGAUUGUUGAAACUGGUACUCACGAUGAUCUUAUAGAGAAGAACGGUGCUUUCGCAAUGCUUGUAAAAUUGCAGGAGAGAGCGAAGUACCAACCCAAUCAGUCGAACAGGCACACCAAGAGUCAAAGUCAGAGUAGUUACGGAGAUGGACCUUCUGUGUCUUUCAAUUCCAGACACUCCUCUGGUCGACUCUCGAACCGAUGGAGCAAUAGGUGGAGCUUUCGGAAAGGACAGAGGAGUGGUAAUGACACGGAAUCAGAUGCCGGCGGUGAGAACGAGUUCGAAGAGCUGACUGCUCCCGAGCACGUUGUGCCAAAGCCAUCGUUGUGGCGGCUUUUCAGACUCAACUCCCCAGAGUGGCCAUACGCCGUACUUGGGACUCUCGGUGCUAUCAUGGCUGGUGGAGAAACUCCACUUUUCGCGCUUGCCAUCACUCAGAUGCUCAUCACUUUUUAUAAUCCUGAUCAAGACUUUAUCAAGAGUGAAGUACGAAGAAUCUGCACAAUUUUUAGUGCCGCAACAGUUGUGACGGUUCUUAUCUACAUUCUGCAGCAUUACUACUACGGAAUUAUGGGAGAGCGCCUAACUAUGCGUGUCAGAGAAAUGAUGUUCAAAUCUAUCCUUACUUUCGAAAUAGGAUGGUUCGAUUACGAUGAAAAUAACAGCAGUUUGGUGGCAUCUCGACUCGCGUCAGACGCAACCCUGGUCAGAGCUGCAGUCGGUGAUCGAUUGUCCACGAUAGCUCAAAACUUGGCUUUAGUGACCACAGCCUUCGUGAUUGCCUUUGUUCUCUGCUGGAAGGUUACGUUUGUCAUAUUGGCCACAUUUCCUUGCCUCAUUGGGGCUGCUAUUGCAGAGCAACUCUUCUUGAAGGGCUUUGGCGCGGAUUUGGCCAAGGCCUAUGCUCGGGCUAGCAUGGUCGCUGGUGAAGCAGUGGGAAACAUCCGAACAGUUGCUGCUUUCUGUGCUGAGGAGAAGGUGCUUGAACUCUUCCAAUUCGAGUUAGCCCAACCUGCUAAGAAGUCCAUUAUGCGUGGACAAAUCGCUGGAUUCGGAUAUGGAUUCUCCCAAUUCACCAUGUACAGUUCUUACGGUUUAGCCUUCUGGUAUGCGUCAAAACUGGUGGCCAGCGGUGAAGCGAAAUUCGGGGACAUCAUGAAAACUUUCAUGGUGCUGGUCAUUACUGCCUUCGGCGUCGCAGAGACCCUGGCUCUUGCACCGGAUAUCGUGAAGGGCUCUCACGCCGUUGUCUCAGUAUUCCAGGUCCUGGAUCGUCAGACUGAAAUUGAUCCCGAGGAUCCGAAUGCAGAAGAGGUGGUUCACAUUACAGGAGAUAUAGAGUUGAAGCACGUCGACUUCGCCUAUCCUUCCAGACCGGAUGUUCAAAUUUUUAAGGACUUCCGACUGAAGGUGAAGUCAGGGCAGAGCUUGGCUUUAGUCGGAGCUAGUGGUUCAGGAAAGAGCUCCAUAAUAUCCUUGAUAGCCAGAUUUUAUGACCCUUCAGCAGGAAAGGUGCUUAUCGACGGAGUGGACAUAAAAAAGCUGCGAUUGCGUUCAUUACGACGCCACAUCGGGCUCGUGCAACAAGAGCCUGCUCUCUUUGCCACUACGAUAUACGGCAACAUACUCUACGGGAAGGAUUCGGCAGGCGAAAGCGAGGUGAUUGAAGCUUCCAAGUCAGCUAACGCGCACACUUUCAUAAGUGGCCUUCCCAGUGGUUACCAAACCGAUGUCGGAGAGAGAGGAGUCCAGCUUUCGGGAGGACAAAAACAAAGAGUAGCCAUAGCUCGUGCGGUGCUGAAGAACCCGGCUAUCUUACUCCUGGACGAGGCUACGAGUGCGUUGGAUGCCCAGUCUGAGAAAGUAGUCCAAGAUGCUCUGGAUAGGCUGAUGCGUGGUCGUACGACCGUGAUGAUUGCUCAUAGGUUAUCCACCAUUAAGAAUGCGGACGUGAUCGCAGUAGUGGACGGCGGGCACAUAGUGGAAUUAGGAAACCACGAUUACCUGAUGAACAAAUCUGGCGGUAUCUAUGCUCAGUUAGUGAAUAUGCAACAGAAUACCGACACCGAGAGGUGACGGAGGUGACUAGGUGGAGAGUCAACAAGAAUCUCCAACGGAGCUUUGAAGAAUGCUGUCCUUGUGCGGGACGAUCGACCACUGAGUAUCUCGGGAAGUCACGAUGCCCAUAUCGUUGUUUAUCCAGGAAAGUUUGUAUCAUCUUUUGCAGAGGAGAUAUGGAAGGAAGCUGCACUCCCCUUUUAAAUAACAGAUCUAAGACGGACGGACGGGGGUUAGUUAAGGACGCGGAAGACCGGCAAUUUUAUUGACCAAUCAUCGAGAAAUACGAGGGUCUUCGGAGAUGUGGGUUAAUGUAGUUCUGUCAAGCUUUCAGCUUUAUUGCAGAGAAGUGUGCUUCCAUCAAGAGCUCCUCUCUUUGGGUCAGAACUACUUUAACCCACUAGAUUUUACACCUCAGUCACAUAGCACGUGACCGUUCCAGUGACGAGAAGAAGAUGUCGUGUUCCGUCUUUCCUGGAUGGUCAUUACGAGCUUUACACAGCCAGGCCUGCGGUGAUUAGAUAGGUUCGAUCGAAUUGAUUGGGCUCCUCGGGCCUGAGUCCUGUACUCGCAAAGAGCUAGAAGCACAGGAAUCUUACAUUCAAGCCAUUGCUAUUGUAACAGUCACCACAGUUUGUAUAUGCCAGUCAACUGGAAAUGAAUUCUACUCUUAACAACGGGCAGUGUUCUUAUGCUGUCAUC
Marchantia polymorpha subsp. ruderalis is the source of this 5921-nucleotide messenger RNA. The record is from the annotation of a GenBank genome assembly. NCBI's taxonomy places the organism in Eukaryota, Viridiplantae, Streptophyta, Marchantiopsida, Marchantiales, Marchantiaceae.